UAACCCUUUUAACCUCAACGUUGUUGUUGAGCGGCUGAUUGGACAAUUUAAUUAUGUUUUCUAAGUUUUCACUACACCGAUGAUAACCAGUUCUUAAAUAGUUAUAUUAUCAGUGAAAAUGUCAGAAUCCGCCGGUGGAAGUUCAUCAACGGCUAACAUAAUUUUGGAGAAAGAUAAACUGAAAAUUCUAUGCCUACACGGAUAUCGUCAGAAUGGAGACACAUUCAAAUCAAAGUUGUGCAGUUUCCGUAAAGUUGUUAGCAAAUUUGCCGAUUUGACAUUUUUAAGUGCAACUCACACUGCUCCACCGAUUGACGAAAAUCACACCGACUAUGAUCCACUGACGCAGAAAAGCUGGUGGUUCAACAAAGACGAAUUGGAUGCACAGAACCGGUCGUUUAAGGGAACAAACAAAAAUGGGCCAGCCUUUGGUUUCGAGGAAAGUCUACGGUUGGUGGAAAAGACCUGGAAAGAGGGUGAAUUUCACGGGCUAUUGGGUUUUAGUCAGGGUGCUUGUUUUGUCGGACUGCUGGCCAGUUUGAGCGAACGAGGAAUGACAAAUAUAAAGCCUCGGUUUUGCAUAAUGGCAUCAGGAUUCAAAUCGGGAAGUCUGGUGCAUUUGAACUAUUACGACGAUACGAUAACAAUACCAAGUUUACACAUUUUCGGUGAAACGGACAAUGUGAUUCCGAACGAAAUGAGCGAAGAACUGGCUGACAUUUUCGAUGAUCCACAAAUUUUACGGCACAGUGGCGGUCACUAUUUUCCAUCUACUACGCAGCAGAAAGAAUUCUAUCGAAACUACUUCCAAGACAUGCUGCAAGAAUAUUUGGAAGCGAAGGAAAUCGAAAAUGCAAACGCUUUGAAUUCGGUUACCAUUUUGAACGAAGAGGAGAAUGGAGGCGACGAUCAAUCAAGUUCGGAAUAAAGUUAUCGAUUUUUUCGGAGUAA
Molecule: messenger RNA, 951 nt
Organism: Bradysia coprophila
Lineage: Eukaryota; Metazoa; Arthropoda; Insecta; Diptera; Sciaridae
Product: esterase AGAP003155
Biological process (GO): response to retinoic acid
Cellular component (GO): cytoplasm; nucleus
Molecular function (GO): hydrolase activity
Source: RefSeq, a predicted model, not a curated record